Molecule: messenger RNA, 669 nt
Organism: Sungouiella intermedia
Lineage: Eukaryota; Fungi; Ascomycota; Pichiomycetes; Serinales; Metschnikowiaceae
Source: the annotation of a GenBank genome assembly
AUGCCAAUCUGUGGAGGCAGUACCAAGAUCAUUCAGCGAAAAAUCGUGAUCCUUGGCGACGGUGCCUGUGGUAAGACCUCGCUUCUUAACGUGUUUACGCGGGGCUAUUUUCCCCAGGUGUACGAGCCCACGGUGUUCGAAAACUACGUACAUGAUAUAUUCAUCGAUGGCCAGUCCGUGCAGUUGUCGUUGUGGGAUACGGCUGGCCAAGAGGAGUUUGAUCGUUUGAGAGCAUUAUCCUACUCCGAUACACAUUGUAUUAUGUUGUGUUUCUCGAUUGAUUCGCCCGACUCUUUAGAAAACGUCCAACUGAAAUGGGUGGGUGAGAUUGCUGACCACUGUGAGGGCGUCAAGCUCGUUUUGGUAGCAUUGAAGUGUGAUUUGCGUAAUGAUGAAGAAGACCUUCUGGCUGCGCCUGCUCGCGAGGAUGAAUCCUUCAAUCCUUACGGUGGUUCGGGCCCUUACUCGCAGCAGAAGCGCUUGAUCUCAUAUGAGGAAGGUUUGGCAGUGGCCAAGAAGGUUGGCGCUUUGAGAUACUUGGAAUGUUCAGCCAAGAAGAACAGAGGUGUCAACGAGGCAUUUUCCGAGGCUGCUCGCUGUGCGCUCAACGCCAAACCCAAGGGGGCUAAUGACAACGAGCCUGAGAAAAAGGGCUGUGUGGUGAUGUAG